Molecule: messenger RNA, 549 nt
Organism: Trichomonas vaginalis G3
Lineage: Eukaryota; Parabasalia; Trichomonadida; Trichomonadidae
Product: Silencing defective 2 N-terminal ubiquitin domain family
Exons: 1
Coding region: 1-549 (182 amino acids)
Source: RefSeq, a predicted model, not a curated record
AUGACUUUUAGGCUAUUCAACAAAUAUUUUUCAUAUGAUUCUACGAGAGAUAUUGGCCAAAUACUGCUAGAAAGGUUUUCCAUUUCACCAAAUUCAUACUAUACCAUUAAUAAUCAUGGAAUUAUAGAAAUUAGAUUUAGAUGCAAUGGUGGUAAAGGAAAUUUUGGUCGUGCAAUUAAGAGAGAAGGUGAAAGAAGAUCUAGAAGACUUCCUAGAUUUAAAGAUUCAUGCCGAACAUUAGGCGGAAAAAGAAUCGGAACACUUAAAGCAAAGAAAAGAAUAGAAGAACUUAAACAAAAGAUAGAAGAAAGAGAAAAUAUCAAGAAUGCAAACAAAGAAUUAAGACUUAAAACAAAUAAAGAAAAAGAAAUCCAAUUACUUACAGAGAGAGAGAAUGAUACAAAAGAAAUGGUCGUCAAAUCUAUGGAGUUUGCUUUUGAAAAUAAACUUCCUGAAAGACAGUCAGUAAAAGAAGAAAAUGUUUUCACAAAUAUUAAUAUUGACGACAUUCUAGAUGAAUCAGAUAGUGAUGAUGAAAAUGAAGAUUGA